Messenger RNA from Anas platyrhynchos (mallard), 451 nucleotides. RefSeq names its product T cell leukemia translocation altered (gene TCTA). The record is from RefSeq and is a predicted model, not a curated record. Gene Ontology annotation, biological process: osteoclast fusion. NCBI's taxonomy places the organism in Eukaryota, Metazoa, Chordata, Aves, Anseriformes, Anatidae.
AGGAGGAGGAGGAAGGGGGAGGAGGAGGAGGCCGGGACGAUGGCGGCGGGCGGCUGGGAGGCGCCGUGGAAGGCGCUGGGAGCGCUGGGCCGGGAGCUGGCGGCCGAGUGGGCGGCGCAGGACGUGCGGGCAGCGCUGUGCCAGCUGCUGCUGCUCUGGCUCGGGCUCAGCCUGCUGGGGAUCCGCCUGGCCUGGAGGGCCUACGGGGGGGCCGUGGCCGCUCUCUGCUACCGCCCGGCCGCCCGCCGGCCCCCCCCCGGCACCGGCAUCGCCACCGGCAGCGCCCGGCCCCGCGCCCACUCCCUGUCCCCCGCCGGCCGCAACGGCGCCGCUGAGCGGCACUGCCCGCCCCGGGAGGGCCCUCCAGCUGAGCCGGGGAAGACGCACCGCGAGUGAGCAGCGCCCGCCGUGCCCGAGGCUGCCCGCACCAUUAAAGCUCUGUGCCCCCCGC